AUGUGUUUUUUAUGCUAUGCGGGUGCAGAGUCGGAGCAUGCCCUACAGAAGGGGGCCUGCUCCGUUCCUACGGUGAGCCGCAACCCUUCACUUUUGCUUCCGAGUGAGAAAGCGCCUUUGCCGCGUAAUAGCAAAUCUGAGUGGGGACCGUUUCUUGGUGAGGCAGCAGCCUCUUCAGAAGCAGCCGCCUCGACGGCAGUAGACGCGGGUGGGCACUUGGCGGAAGGGGCGGCUUCGGCAACGGGGGUGGGAAGCAGAGGGAGUUUUUUCGCUUUUGCCACGGCUCUGUGGAAACACAAGGAGUCGCCCCCACAGCCAGAGGGCCCUGCGUCUGGAUCGGGAGGAUAUGGAGCGCUCCUGCAGCAGCCUCAGAGUGACCACCUCCCAGAAACUCCUCAAGCUGUUCCUCUUUCUUCAGGAAACUCUGGCAGCAGCAGCAGCAGCAGCAGCAGCAGCUCUUUCUCCUCCCUGGGUACUACCCGCACAGCGGAGAAGGCACAAAGCGCUUGCGAGGGGCAGGGCGCUGAAGCGGAGGCAAAGGCUCUCGACAGCGAGCGGCAGAAGUCUCUCACAGAGCAGCAGCCGUGCAUGCGAGCCUCGGUGUCUUCGCAGUUGAGUGAGGAGGGAGUGACACAGCAGGAGCGACGAACUUCUCUCUCAGGAGCUCCCCAAGCUUCCCUGUCUUUUUUUACUUACUUUCUCUCAGCACUGCAGGGACAGACGGCUGUUUUGCCAGACAGCGGCGGCGCAACAGCCGAGACAGGAGGAGCUCCUCCUCCUGCGAAGCAGCAGACGCAGUCGCUUGUGGAAGCUUCAUCAACUACAGGGAUUACAGCAACUGCAGCAACUGCAGGGCAGCAUCAGCGACGAAGCGGAAGGAGGCCAGAUCAAGGAGAUCCUCGAGGCAUCGAGACGGCAAGGCAACGCUUUCACGGGGGGCAGACCGCCUUUUCGGCUUGUUGA
Molecule: messenger RNA, 963 nt
Organism: Cyclospora cayetanensis
Lineage: Eukaryota; Apicomplexa; Conoidasida; Eucoccidiorida; Eimeriidae
Exons: 2
Coding region: 1-963 (320 amino acids)
Source: RefSeq, a predicted model, not a curated record